AUGUGCCAGUUGGUCCCGGGGGGUCCCAGGCGCCUACGUCAUCGGCUUCAUCAGUGGCGCAGCCUAUUAGUGGCAAGGGGCGUCACCGGCCCCACCAGCGCCACUGACACCACAUCGACCAACGCUACUAGUGCGUUGGGGUCACAGCCAACCAAGAAGAACACCCGAGCGCUGUGUCGGCAGUUGAAGAAGGCGAAGGUCACCCGGGUGACCAACAGUUGUAUCAACAUUGGAUAUGAUGAGUGGCAUCGGGUUGCACCAACGACGAAGUUCAUAGCUCCUUGGCCCAAGACGUUGGUCACGUUUCAGACCCAUUGCCCGAUGCAAUGGAAGUCUUGGAAGGUCAUGCCUGACGAGAUUAAGACAGAGGUUUGCGGCCAGUUGUCGAGGACCUCUACGACUAGUCGUUGGCAUACGUCAACAAACUCUUCGCUGAGAGGUACAAGCAGUGGAAGAGCGACUUGCACCACCAUUUUGAGGCGUUUGAUGAUCCGCAAGUCCCUCUUCAAGAGGGUUGCCCGAAGGAGCUUGAGGGGCGGGAGGAUAGUUGGGCGUGGCUCUGCGCUCAUUUUUCAGGCCCCCAAUUUUGUGCAAAAGUCAAUAAGGGCAAUAGGAAGAAGAAGACUCUUCUCCACCAUUCAGGUUCCAGGCCCUUCUCAUAUAGGAUGGAUGCACGACGACGGGGGGUCCAAAUUCCAAGAGAUCGACGUCUUUGGCGACGUUUAUGUUCGACCUGGGAAUGAGUUGGCCGAGUCCCUUCAUGUAAACGACGAUGGUGGAGAGGAGCCAGUUGGUUCUUCAGGAGUCCGCCUCCCAACUUCCUCUCGAUACUCUGAUCAAGUCUGUGGAUCCUCCAUAGGAUUAGGGAUGGCAAUAAUACUCGUCGGGUUGGGUCCCCGUUGGGUCCCUGCCCCUAACGGGGGGAGUUUUAGGGGGGAAAUCAGGGCCGGGUACGGGGAUCCCCAAAUUUGCAAAAUCCCCGACCGGGGAUGGGCCGGAGAUGGGAUUGUUAUCCCCAUCCCCGAACCCAGCCCGAUAAGCACUUCCCCGACGGUGACGGGGACUGGAUUCCCCGAAAAGCCUAAACCGGGGAUUGGGGCGGGGAUGGGGAUGGGGAUGGUGAGUGGGGACGGGGAUGGUAUUGUCAUACCCGGCCCCUAA
Prunus armeniaca (apricot) is the source of this 1161-nucleotide messenger RNA. The record is from the annotation of a GenBank genome assembly. NCBI's taxonomy places the organism in Eukaryota, Viridiplantae, Streptophyta, Magnoliopsida, Rosales, Rosaceae.